ACAUUCCUCCUCCACAACUAUCUCCAAACCCUUUCCUCAACUGCAGGACUGUCAUUUUGAAGUUACUUCUCACGCGCCCCUCGUCCAAUCGCUGCCAGCCACCGCCGCCAUGCAGCUCACCACGCUCUUCGUUGCCGCGCUGAGCGCCGUCUCUGUCUCCGCCUCGCCUUCGUGGAUGGGAGGCGACCAAGUCGUUGUAAAGGAAGAGUACAAGGUGCCGGGCGAUAACCCACUGUACUUUUGCGGCAACCCGGCCGAUGACAUCCUUACCAUCGAGAAGGUCGACCUUAGCCCCAACCCUCCCCAGCCUGGGCAGACGCUCAGCAUCAAAGCCACGGGAAACUUCAAGCAGGAGGUUGGCGAGGGUUUUAAGAUGCACCUCCAGGUCAAGUAUGGCAUUAUCACGCUUAUCAACCAGAACGCCGAUGGAUGCGACACCAUCAAGAAGGGGGAUCUUGACUGCCCGCUCAAGAAGGGCGAAAUGAGCCUGACCAAGGAUGUUGAUCUGCCCAGGGAGAUUCCUCCGGGUCAAUACACCGUUCUUGCUGAUGUAUUCACGGAGGAUGGGGAAAAGAUCACCUGCCUCACCGCCAAGGUUGCAUUCCACCGGUAAAUGUCACCAAAUUUACUUGGACACCAUCACACACGACGAGCAACAACGGUGUCUGAUAUUCAACGAUGCAGAGGAGGGACGGAGGAGAAGACUGCCAACAGUGGUGGCAACAUCAAGUUUGGUGAGCCACGAGUGCAAAUGUCUGGACCCUUAGCAGACAUGGUGCGGGAGCGGUUACGACGAAGGAACGAGCUGUGAGAAUGAUACGAGCUAUUCAUUUGGUAAACGCGCAAUGUCAGUGCUGUAUUGGGUUUGGCGCAUGGUUUGGAUUUGUUGUCAAGUUUCUGGGCCACGCUUAAUGUAGAUAUGAUUGAUAUGCAUCCGUGUAUGGCAUUUUGGGCUGUUUCAACUUGAUGGAUAUCAUUCCUCAACUAUUUCUACGUGAUAUGCA
Bipolaris maydis ATCC 48331 is the source of this 1004-nucleotide messenger RNA. RefSeq names its product ML domain-containing protein. The record is from RefSeq and is a predicted model, not a curated record. Gene Ontology annotation, molecular function: sterol binding. Gene Ontology annotation, biological process: intracellular sterol transport. NCBI's taxonomy places the organism in Eukaryota, Fungi, Ascomycota, Dothideomycetes, Pleosporales, Pleosporaceae.